CCCCCUCUUUUUCCGUUUCUAUUUUGGCUCAAACCAUUUUGGCUCUAGCAAUUUCCGGUGAUCUCGCACGUCUGGGCCGACCAAGCCAUCUCGCAGUCUUCACCCCGGGGGUAGCGGCAACUCAGCAGCGACGGCCAUGGCGGUUACCGCGUCUGCUCUUAGCCAUUUGAUCUCUUUCGAGGCUGCUCACAUUACGAGCCACCAGCAGGUCUCUGGCGGCGGCGAUGAGCUCAAGCUGGUGAAGGAGCUCGGCAUAUCCGCCAUUUGCAUUGUGGGUGGAGCUAUCCUCUGCAUGCUGAAGAAGUUUCCUCAGCUGAUGACGCCGGGCCUUCUGAUUAUCUUUUUCGGCGCCCAGACUGGCAUGAACAUGUACAUGAAGGCAGUUUUUUCGUCCGCCACCGUCCUCAAUCCAGCGCCCGCGGAGUACUGUGCAGAUGCGGGGGAUUCAUGCGCUUGGAUGGGCUUCCAGGCCUCGUUCUUCGUUACCGGGAUACAGCAGUUCGGCGGGUUCAUCAUCUUCUGGUUGCUUUUCCUCCCCGCGAAGGCGCUCGGCUUCAACAAAUUGGGAGAGAAAGAGAUCGAGAUCAAGAAGCUGACCUCAAAGAAUGAGGUCAUCGCGGUGCUGUGCUUCGCGGCAAGUUUCACGAUGAACAUCGCCCUGAACAACAUGUCCAUGGCGCUCAUCCCCUUGACGCUGAAUCUCAUCAUCCGCUCGUGCCUCCCUCUCUCGACCUUCCUCGCGCAGUGGCUCCUCACCAAGUACACGACAGGCGAGGGGAAGCCUUGCAAGGCCAUCGAGAUCGGGUUGAUGAUGCUAGGCGCUGCGAUGAUGUGCGUGUGCGUCUGGGCCAAGAUUGCCGCCGAGGCCGAGGGCGAGUCCCACAAGAAGGCGGGAGCUGGCGAGUCCGCGAAGACCGUGAUCGGCGUCAUAUACUGCGUGGUGUCCCUGUUCUCGGGGAGCGUCAACCUGGCGCUCGCCGGGAUCCUGAAGACCUCCGUGAAGCUGGACGGGUUCAACACCGUGGUCUACAACUCCAUCCCCGCCGCGAUCAUCCUCCUCCCCUUCGUGUUCUUGCUGCAGCACCCCGUGAAGCACUGGGACGGGGUCGGCUACACGAACGACGCCUGGGUCGUGGGUCAGGUCUGGGAGCACAGCAAGUCCACGUUCAUCUUCGGCGCCAGCUCUGCCCUGGCCUCGCUGGUGUACAACAUCCUGCAGUUCAGCAUCGUGCAGUACCUGUCGGCCACCCACGUCGCGUUCGCGGGCAACUUCAACAAGGCCGCCACCGUUCCGCUCGCCCUGCUGGUCGGCAUUGACCACCUGCCGCAGGCGCCGUACGGCUUCAUCAUGGUCGUCUCGGCCAUCAUCAACAUCAUCUCGUUCGCCGCGUACAACGUGGUCUCCGGCGGUGCUGGAGGCCACGGCGGUGGCGGCGCCAGCAAGGAGGCGGUGAAGGAGAAGGAGCCCAUGAAGGACGCCGAGAGCAGCGACGACGACGACGACGACGACGAGGACAGCUCGGAGGGCGGCUGCUGCUGAGGGGGCCGCGGAGAGGCGCGGAGGAGGUGGAAGAUCGGCCCAUCACUCUCCCGACACGUUUUUUUUCCGUCUCUGGACUCUGACCGGCUUGCACGGCUCCAGGCAGCCGCGCGGGGCAGUGGAGAUCUCCACUGCGGCCAUGCGCGGCCGGAGCGCCGCAUUUCAGUUCCAGCCAGGCC
This is a messenger RNA of Prorocentrum cordatum, 1719 nucleotides long. The record is from the annotation of a GenBank genome assembly. Lineage: Eukaryota; Dinophyceae; Prorocentrales; Prorocentraceae.